Molecule: messenger RNA, 654 nt
Organism: Rotaria socialis
Lineage: Eukaryota; Metazoa; Rotifera; Eurotatoria; Philodinida; Philodinidae
Source: the annotation of a GenBank genome assembly
AUGAAUUUUGUUCAUGUAUCUGGUACAAUUGGUUUAACAAGUCUUUGGAUUUCACUUUCAUCUUUUUUUUUAUCAUUGACACUUUAUAUAAUAUCAUUCUUUUUACCCAAUUGGAUUGUUUAUACAUCAGUUCCAAUUAAAAUUGGUUUAUGGCAGUUAUGUGAUACGGAAAUCCUUAAUUAUGAUCGUUGCGCUGAUUGGAAUGCUAGAACGUAUCCAACUAAUAUAACUAAUGUAGAAUUCUUUGGUCCACCCGAUUUUAUUCGAAUAAGUCAAUCAUUAGAAAUAGUAGCUUUUGUUUUCUAUGUUAUUGCUGCUGCAUUACUUCUUACUGGUUUAACUCAAAGAUCGAUGGGCUUGUUAUUUUUUGGUUCUUCAAUUUCAAUGUUUAUUACAGUUGUAUUUACAUCAUCAACAAUUGGUUUAUUUGCUGUUCAAGGAAAAUCUUCACAUAUCGGUUAUUUAUCAUCUGCAUGGUGGAUUGCUCUUGUUGCUUUAUGUAUUUCAUUAAUAACUGCAAUAUCAUUAUUUAUUUUAUCAUUUUAUAUUCAACCAUUAAAUAUUAACAACACAAAUGAUAAAAAUACAACACAUGAGAAAAUGUUUUACUCUUUACCACCGUAUUCAAGUGAUGUCUAUUUAACACAACAAUAG